AUGUCCAAGGCACACUCCGAGUCCAGUGAGGACUUUGAGUUUAUCGAGACACCAGCAGCACCUUCCCCACAGCUACCAACGGACAAUUAUGGGGUCCGAACAACAUCUUACGCUACCAUCAAGAAUGCUCCUCUACCAGCCGACGCUGCAGGCAGUGAGAGCUUCAACAAUUAUGUACUAUUCGCCGUUCUGCUCUUUGUACCGUGGUAUAUAGCUCGUCAAGUCGGUGGAGGAUUAUGGCUCACUCUUUUCUUCGCCCUUUUUACCUCAAUCCCUAUCCUUAUGGGAUUCUGGACUAUAGCCUCGACAAUCUCUCCUCGCAAAAAUGAAAAAGCCCAUUUUCCAGGACGACCGAUCGAGCACUACCUGUCCUUCCGCAAUGAAGAAGACCGUUCCAGGUAUUUUGGUAGAAACAAAAUUCCAAUGGAGACAUUUCACGAAAUGUACUUUGAUGAGAAGGUCGAUAUUAAAGGAGACUGCCUCGAGGUAAUGGAGUACCGUCACGACUGGGCAAAUUUCCGCUUCACCUUGAGCUUGUUCAAGUUCUUCUUCACGGGCAUGAUACCCGAAGUCAUUCUACACACUCGCAGUCAAGACGAGGAGCAGGUACGGGAUCACUACGACCGUGGUGACGAUUUCUACGGCUGGUUCCUCGGCCCACGUAUGAUUUACACAUCUGGCAUCAUCGGCGAUAUUCACAAAGAAGAAUCCUUGGAGGAACUGCAGGACAACAAGCUCAGCGUUGUCUGUGAGAAGAUUAACAUCAAGCCUGGCGAGACACUCUUGGACAUUGGCUGCGGCUGGGGCACCCUUGCCAAAUUUGCAUCUGUCAACUAUGGCGCUCAAGCUACUGGCGUGACUCUGGGUCGCAAUCAGACUGCCUGGGGAAACAACGGAUUACGCAAGGCAGGCAUCCCAGAGGACCAGUCUCGCAUCCUGUGCAUGGACUACCGAGACAUCCCACGUCCAGCCACAAACAAUGGCACAUUCGACAAGAUUACCUGUCUCGAAAUGGCCGAGCACGUUGGUGUUCGGCACUUCAGUUCCUUCUUGCGCCAGGUAUAUGACAUGCUCGACGAUGAUGGAGUGUUCUUCUUACAGAUCGCUGGUCUGCGUAAACCAUGGCAAUACGAAGAUCUCAUCUGGGGUCUCUUCAUGAACAAGUAUAUCUUUCCCGGAGCUGAUGCAUCUACACCUCUAGACUUUUUCGUCUCAAGUCUCGAAGGUGCCGGUUUCGAGAUCAAGGCCAUCGACACAAUCGGCGUACAUUAUUCAGCUACACUAUGGCGAUGGUACAGAAACUGGAUCGCCAAUGCCGACAAGGUAAAAGCCAAGUAUGGUACAAGAUGGUAUAGGAUCUGGGAGUAUUUCCUUGCCUACUCAACCAUUGUUUCCCGACAGGGAUCAGCCACUUGUUAUCAGAUUGUGCUUGUCAAGAACAUCAAUUCGACUCACAGAAUAGAAGGUGUUCCAAGCCAAUUCGGUCUGAGUGGUGCAUUGGCAGCUAGUAAGGCGCGGAUGCUGGCAAACAAGGCUGGACAAGGGAUGAAAAAUCUGGGAGAUGCUGUGAAAAGCGCUCUGAGAGAAUAG
Messenger RNA from Lithohypha guttulata, 1590 nucleotides. RefSeq names its product putative secondary metabolism biosynthetic enzyme. Lineage: Eukaryota; Fungi; Ascomycota; Eurotiomycetes; Chaetothyriales; Trichomeriaceae. Bases 1 to 1590 code for a protein of 529 amino acids. The record is from RefSeq and is a predicted model, not a curated record. Gene Ontology annotation, biological process: cellular response to biotic stimulus. The transcript is spliced from 2 exons.